AUGGCCCAGAUCGAUGUGCCCAUGGGUGAGAAGAUCUUCAAUGCGUGGCAGUCUUGGCCAGGGACAGCCAAAUGGUGCGUGGCUUUCACAGUAGCUCAGAUCGCGGCCUGUGUGACUGCCCACCAGUCUUAUGAAAUCGGGCCCAUGUACAAAUCGGUCAAGGAGGAUGAAAUGGCAGUCUUCACCAUGACGCGAAAUGCUUUGAUCAUACCGAUGGCUUUGUUCACCUUGAUUGCGAUGUACCAGGUGGCUGAGAUGUGUUCCCCCAAACCACGACACCGGGUCCUGGUGAUUUCCAGAGUGUCGAUGUUUGAGUUCAUGGUGAAGAUGACCUACUACACGUUGCUGUCUCGAGGUUACGGCUUGGCCUUUGUGAAUCAACGGAGCUUUGAUCAGAGACCCAUCUAUGCCACUCGUUGGAUUGGCUGGACGGUGGCAAUCCCAACCAUGCUCUUCAUGAACCUUUAUCCUCUCAUGGAUGACCGGAAAGCGAGUGAUGCUUUGAUCCGACUUCUGCCACAGCUUGCCAGCUCUGCCGCAUACUGUUGGUCAUGUGGUCUAGGCUGCAUUCUGGAUGAUCCUGGGAUGGGAUGGUUCCUGAACUUCCUGGGCAUUUUCGCAUACCUGGUGAUCAUUGCAGAUACGAUUGCCUAUGUUGGGGAGCACAUCGGCACCACCUCCUCUCCAAGCCUGAAAGGUCUCAGCAUCGCCCUGAAGGAGAUCAUGUUCGUCGUGUACACCGCGGUGUUCCUCUUCGGGAAUUGGGGCCAGAUCAGCUCCUAUGCGUGCCAAGUCUUUUACGGCAUCACUGACCUCAGCCACCUAGCCGUGAUGUGCACCUUGUUGUUCCUCUACUGGAACACGGAUGCCUCCAAACAAGAGAGCAGCACAAAGAUUGAUUAA
Messenger RNA from Durusdinium trenchii, 903 nucleotides. Lineage: Eukaryota; Dinophyceae; Suessiales; Symbiodiniaceae. The record is from the annotation of a GenBank genome assembly.